AGCUUCUCAGACUCCUAUUUAUAUGGCCUCGAAAUCCCAUCCCCUCCCAAGGAGGAAAAAAUAAAAUUCUUUCAUUUGGGCUAUUAAGCAUGAAAGCCAUUUGUAUCAUUUUUUUCUGCUUUCUUACAGCUGCUGCCUUAUAUCUUUCAUCCAUGAGCAGCAGCCAUGAUUCUUCUUCCUCUUCUGUUGAAAGAUGGCUUGCAGGAAAGCGGCAUCGCAAAGAAUUAAGCACAUCAAUGUCAGACAAGCGAGAUGAGGACUGGAAGAUGAAGGUUGUUAACAAAGAAAACAUCCAAGAAGGUUCAACUGAAAGAGACUGCCGGGGAGAUGAUGAUGGAGAUGAGCUGGUUUACCAUGUUGACUAUCACGGUGUGACAACGCAUCCUACUCCAACAUCUCCAAAGCAUCCCUGAAAGGCCAUCCCUGAAGUGGGUUCACUUUGAAUUGAUAGAGUCUAUUGUGUAUUGGCUUCAUGAUAUCAACAUAUAAUUUAGCUAUCCAUACUGUUAUAUUCAGUGGUUUGAACUGAAUUUGAAACGCUCCCAAGUGACAAAAUCUUGGGUUUAUCCCCAUAAAUUGUCACCUGUUGAAAUGCAUCCAAGGACAGAGAAAGAUAUGUCCUCAUUGUUAAACUCUGCUGAGAGCUUGUUAGCUUCUAUAUAUUAUCAAUUUCCUCUCAGGACUGGCAAGAUUUUCAGA
Messenger RNA from Nelumbo nucifera (sacred lotus), 699 nucleotides. NCBI's taxonomy places the organism in Eukaryota, Viridiplantae, Streptophyta, Magnoliopsida, Proteales, Nelumbonaceae. The record is from RefSeq and is a predicted model, not a curated record.